Mytilus californianus (California mussel) is the source of this 1428-nucleotide messenger RNA. RefSeq names its product sulfotransferase 1C2-like. The record is from RefSeq and is a predicted model, not a curated record. Gene Ontology annotation, molecular function: sulfotransferase activity. The coding region runs from base 372 to 1412 and encodes 346 amino acids. The transcript is spliced from 7 exons. Gene Ontology annotation, cellular component: cytoplasm. Lineage: Eukaryota; Metazoa; Mollusca; Bivalvia; Mytilida; Mytilidae. Gene Ontology annotation, biological process: sulfation.
UCAGUACAGGUAACGCAGAAGCAACACAGUAAGGUUAAUGUAUUUGAAUUAUCGUCGUCCUUGUUCGUGACAGGAAUGAUCGUUCGGUUUCAGUUCGAAUUGAUUGAUUGAUUUUUGCUUGCAUAUCUUUCUUUUGAUCUCGGGAGAUAGAAAGUAAGAUAAUGAUGUAAAUACCAAAACAUGUAUCACGUGUGCAUAUCAGUUACGUAACUACACAUGUAAGUUCAUUAGGUGGAAAUACGAAUGUAUGUACAUGAAUUAUAGACUUUGACGUCUUGGUGGUUUCAAUACGAAGGUGCAGAGUCAAAAUUCAAUUGAUAGUCUUUUAAAGGUAAAAAUUACGUCAUCGGUGACACAAAAACGUAAUUUUAAUGUUGACAUCGACUAGCAAAUUUUUAGGGGUAAAUUUUGAAAAGAACGGAAGAUUUGAAUUAUUAACGGAAUGGACGGAAGAGGGAUUAAAAAUCAGGAGAUUUAGACUCCCGCCGGAAGAAUCACAUGAUUACAUUACUCAAACUAUGGCAUUGGGUAUAGAAAAAAUGAAGAAAAUUAUAGAGAACUUGAAACCUGUUCCCUUACCGGAGCAUGAUGGAGUUUGUUAUCCAUCAUUCAUUACAUUCAGAGAGAAAGGAGCAGCACAAACUUUACAAGAUAACACUAAUUUCCAGUCAAGAGAAACAGAUAUAAUGAUAUGCACGUACCCAAAAUCAGGAUCACAUUGGAUCAACGAAAUUACCAAUAUGUUAAUCCGAAAAAAAGCAGAACUCGAUAAUUUAACCAAAGCUUCGACGAUGCUGGAAACCAUUUCCGAUUUUUCCGUCACGGAUAUCCUUCCAUCGCCUAGACUUCUCAACACUCAUUGUCAGUUUCAGUAUCUACCGAAGAAACACAUUGAAAAUAGAAGCAAGAUAAUUCACUUGAUUAGAAAUCCGAAAGACACUUGUGUAUCGUAUUAUCAUCAUUCCAGGAAGGAACAUAUAUUUCUCAGCUUUUUUGGAACUUGGAAUGAGUUUUUCGACAUGUGGAUGUCAGGAAAAUGUGCUUAUGGAUCAUGGUACACUUAUGAAAAGGAAAUUGAACAAGCAGAGAAAGAUUUCCCUGGAAUGAUCUUCACUUGCUCUUAUGAGGAAAUAAAAAAGGACCCAAAAGCAGAGAUAAGGAAGCUAGCCGAUUUCCUAGAAGUACAAUGCACAGAUACACUUAUAGAAGACAUUGCAAAAGCAACAUCAUUUGAGAACAUGAAAGAAAAUAAGGUAGAUUUAUCGAAAGCAGCGGACGGAAUAACACACAUAUAUAGAAAAGGAAUUGUUGGAGACUGGAAAAACCACUUCACAGUAGCACAAAAUGAACAAUUUGAUGCCCAAUAUGCUGAAGAGUUUCAGGACAGUUCAUACAAAUAUAUGUUUGAUUAAAAAUUGUGUCAUUUGG